GCCGAGCUGAUGAACGACGAGAGCAUCAUGGACUUUCAGCGCCAGCGAGUGUUGGAAAUCACCGCCAAGAUGGGCAUCCGCAGCACCUUCGGGCAUCUGAUCCGACUGCAGAACGCCAAGGAGUUCCUGCAGGCCGUGGAAGAGGAGCAACACUCCACUGUGAAUGUGCACAUCUUCGAGAACACCAUGCCGGCGUGUCAGCGGCUCAUCCAGUGCCUGGAGGAGCUGGCCAAGAAAAUGCCCACUGUAAAGUUCUGCAAUAUUCUCAGCAUCAACGCAACAGUGAGUCUUAAGUUCCGCAAUGCGGCAACUUUGUGCAUCUGGUGAGCAAGCUGGGCGAUGAGUUCUGCUUGUCAACUUCCGAUAGAGCGCGGAAUCCUAGUUUUUCCAUAAGUGCAAGUGUGUACUUUUGAAUAUUUCCCGCCAUUGUGUUGGAAAAAUUUGGAAUCACUGGAAUUAUAUUGGAAACAU
Messenger RNA from Phlebotomus argentipes, 471 nucleotides. RefSeq names its product phosducin-like protein. The record is from RefSeq and is a predicted model, not a curated record. The transcript has a single exon. The coding region runs from base 10 to 327 and encodes 105 amino acids. NCBI's taxonomy places the organism in Eukaryota, Metazoa, Arthropoda, Insecta, Diptera, Psychodidae.